AGGUCCGACAGUUGUGGCUGUGAUGGCUCGAUGAAAGUGGAAGCGCCGCGGAGGGGAAUUCCUUUUGUAAGGAGAACUGCUUUGCGCCAGUGGCUGUCACGGAGCAGGCGGACGGGGUCCGAGUGAAAUGCCGGUUUAUCAACACUGAUAGCCUGCUGUGAAAAUAUCGUCCAAAGGCUUUUCUUAGGACAAACUUCGAUCAGCUUGGGUGAAUGGCCAAACCACAAGUAUGAAUACCUCUCAACUUGUUGAGCUAUCUACCUAGUUAUACCAGUGUGAAUUGCCAUGACGACGGCCUCAGGGUCAGACUCCGGGCCUCCAAAGGAGCGUCAGGAGGAACCAAAGGAGGAGAAGAAGAAAGAGAAGAGGAGAGGAAAGAGAAGGGGUGGAGGAGAGCAGAGGAAAGAGCGGAAGAAAGAGGAGCAGACUGCUGCACAGACGCCAGUGGCAGCCAGCACAGCUCCGUCUCGCUCCCAAACGCCUUUGACAUCACACAGGCCUCCCAGAGAGAGCUUCCCAGCAGAGGUUGUCGAGGACACCCCUUCCUCAUCAGCAAGCAGUAGGUUGGACACCCGUGGUUCCUCUGAGGAUCAGCGCUCCCACAGAUCAUCCAGAAGCUUCCGUCUGUCCAGACCUCCCCACGGCAACCCCAACCAGCUCAGGAAGAUGCAGUGCCGAAUCACACUACUGGACGGGUCUGACUACACCUGCACGGUGGAGAAGCGAGCCAAGGGCCAGGUGUUGUUUGACAAGGUGUGUGAGCACCUGAACCUGCUGGAGAAGGACUACUUCGGCCUCUCCUACCGGGAUGUGGAGAACCAGAAGAACUGGCUGGAUCCUGCCAAAGAAAUGAAGAAGCAGCUUAGCAAUGGGCAGUGGAACUUUGCCUUCAGUGUGAAGUUCUAUCCCCCGGAUCCUGCUCAGCUGCAGGAAGACCUAACCAGGUACUAUCUGUGUCUGCAGCUGCGUGAUGACAUCGUGUCCGGCCGUCUGCCGUGCUCCUUUGCCACACAUGCCGUGCUGGGCGCUUUCACAGCGCAGGCAGAACUCGGUGACUACGACCCAGACGAGCUGGGCAAGGACUACCUGAGUGAUCUGAGCAUUGCCCCCAGCCAGACCCGUGAGCUACAGGACAAGGUCAUGGACCUGCACUGCAACCACAAGGGAAUGAGUCCUGCUGACGCAGAGAUGCUCUUCCUGGAGAAUGCCAAGAAGCUGUCCAUGUAUGGAGUAGAUCUGCAUCAUGCUAAGGACUCUGAGGGUGUAGAGAUCAUGUUGGGGGUGUGUGGCAGUGGGCUGCUCAUCUACAGAGAUCGCCUGCGCAUCAACCGCUUCGCCUGGCCCAAGAUCCUCAAGAUCUCCUACAAAAGGAACAACUUCUACAUCAAAAUCCGCCCAGGGGAGUUAGAGCAGUUUGAAAGCACCAUUGGCUUCAAGCUGCACAACCACCGCGCCGCUAAAAGGGUAUGGAAGACCUGCGUGGAGCACCACACCUUCUUCAGGCUGGUGUCUCCAGAGGCUCCGCCCAAGCGCUUUCUGUCUCUGGGUUCUAAGUUCCGCUACAGCGGGCGCACGCAGGCCGAGACCCGGAAAGCCAGCUCUCAGAUACAGAGGCCCGCACCCAUGAUCCAGCGCUCCGCCAGCAAGAGAUACACCAUGUCCCGCAGCCUGGACGGGGCUCCAGUGACAUCCAACCACGACGGCUUGAUGAAAGAGCCCAAGGCUGCCUCAGACAAAAAUGCUAAACCUGCCACGAGCAGCCUUAUCACCCUGGAGACCCCAGAGAAAGUGGUAGAGGAGGAGACCAGUGCCACUGAGGCAUCUGACCCUGCCCAACCUGCUCCUGUUGCCAAGUCCUCUCCUUUACUCUUCUCCUCUGACCCGCUACGUUCGGAGCUCUCCCUCCCCUCAUCGCCGGUCAUCUCCGCUCGCUCCUCCCCCUGCCCUUCCUCCCCAGCCUCCAAGCUCCGUCGGCGCCGGCGACAUCGUGACCCCUCCGCCCAGCGUCAGCGUGCCGCCUCGGCCAGCCCCGCCAAGUCCACGGCGUCAGCCAGCCACCUGCGACGGCAGGCACGCGCCGAGCGCAAGGUCGCGCUCCUCGAGGAGCAGGCCCUCCUCCUCAAUGCCCGCAAGCAGCGCCUGGCCGAGGGCGGUGCUGGUGCCGGCGGUGGCGCCAAGGGUCGUGGGGGUACGCUCUUCUCCUUCUCACUGCACCUGCCGGAUCUGUCGUCGUUGCUGGAUGAGGACGGCUACCUGGCGUUCCCAGACCUGUCGGAGCUGAGCGUGCUGCCCGAGAGCAUGGCGCACUUCCUGCCCAUCCGCUCGCCCUCGCUCAUUCCCUGCUUCCUGUUCAUCUUCUUCUUCCUGCUGUCCACCUCCUUCUCGGUGCCCAUGGCGCUCACGCUCUCCUUCCCGCUGGCGCUCUGCCUCUGCUACCUGGAGCCCAAAGCCUCCUCGCUCACCGCCACGCUCGCGCAGGGCUUCCACGACAGCUCCGACGACGACGACGACGACGAGACGGACAGCGACCAGACGGACUUUCCAUGUGACGGUGAAACGACGGCCUCAGAGUCAGAUCAGGAGGACGAGGAGGCUUCCAGUCUGAAGACACAGACGGAAGAAGAUACCAAAGCCACACCUGACAACACACCUGAGGACCAGCAGCAAGAGACCCCAUCAGAGGACUCAUGUAAGCAGGAGUGGUCUCCAGCGCACCCUGUGGGUGAGGAAGAGAUAGGCAGGUGUGUGGAGCAGAGUGCGGUUGGAGGGGCACCUGACCACCGCUCUGACUGGGAGCGCGCUCUCAGAGAGGCCUACUCCGAGACACCACAGUUUGUCUGCACUCUCACCAGCUAUGAAGAUGAGGAAGAUGAAGAAGAUGAAGAGGGAUCUGUGAGAGCAGAGGGAUAUUCGUCGCUGUCACAGUGUCCCAGGGAGUCUUCGUAUGGAGCUGCCAUCAUGGGAGCAGGGGCAAUUCACGCCCAGUGGGAGACAUGGAAGAUCUAUACCCUGGCAGACGUCCCGGAGAUCCUUCCGCAAGACGCGAGCAGUGAUGAACGAACAAGCACUGAAGACGAGAGCGACAGAAGAGAAGAGGAGAGUGAGACUGAGAGAAAACAGAUCCCCUUAGAAAUAGAUGGUGCUAGAGAUGCCCUCAUAGCACUCGCCGAGAUGGAAUCCAUCUCCCGCAGACAUAUCCACACAGGACAAGAGGACCCAGAAGAGGCUGAUUACAGUGAGAGAGAGCAGACGGCUGAGACUUUAACUGUGCUGGGAGAGGGACGAGGAGAGUCACAGAGGAUCGUAUCAAGCUUUGAUGCUACCACACAGGAAGAGGUAGACAGUAGAACAACCACAGAGGAUGCUCCGUACGAGGAAGAGUUGAGCUUCAGAGGGGACUUCUGUUCCAGUCUCACGGACGAGUCUCUCACUGUACACUGUAGAACAGACACCGACUGCACUCUGUCCGAGGAGGACAUGAGCUUCAGGAGUAACUUUUGCUCCACCCUGACGGACGAGGCGUUCCAGAUAGCGCCUGGCUUUAGCUUGGAUCUGGCCCAAAUGUGGCAGCCUGGCAGAUACGCGCUCUGGUCAGAGACCCCUGCGGAAGAAGACACCAGCUACAGGUCCACAGAGACAUACACACCUCUCUCAGAAGAGGGUCAGCUCACACAACAGAUGUUCAGAGAGAAUAGUGACCAAGUAUCGUAUGCUGCUGAUACAGAGGAGGUGGAGGCCAGCUGUGUGAUGUCUGCCCAUGAUGCCUUUCUUCAGGUCGAAAACCAGGAAGGGAACACAGAGAAGGGACGUACAGUGUCUGCUUCUCCAUGGACCCCCUCUGAACUCUUUGUUGCCCAGGACCAGCGCUUCCAGAACCAGGAAGAGUCUGUUGAAGCAGGAACUGACUCAUGGGAUUUGUUUUGGUCAGCCCAAGAACAGGCUGAUGACGUCCGAGAGACUCGGUCCAAUUGGAGUGAGAUGUCAGCGGAGGUUUCUGAUCUGAUCUCCGAGGUUCCCCAAUGUCUCAAGAGGCUUGUGCAGGUCAGAGUGUUAGGAGCAGAUGAGGUGGUGGAACAGGAAGAGGAAGAUUUUCCAGAGAGGAGUCUUCACGACAGGUCAGAGGUCAACGAGAUGGAGCAUGCUCAGUUUGGCCUGCAGUCCAGUGUUGUCAACGCUCGCUACGUCACAAAAGCCUUGCCAGCGCUCCGUGUGGUGUCUAAAUUGUCCUACACAGGGAGCCCUGCCCAGUGUCCUUCCAUUCUGAUAUCUGAAGGGGGAUCAUGGGUUACCCCGCAGAAUACAGAGCUCACUGAGCAAGAGGUGGAAGAAGCAGGAAUGAUGAGCCCAAAAGACGAAGCCCCUCCCACAUCCUAUGAGUGCCUACAGGAGGAGCGAGGAGCCAUGGUGAAUGCUCACCCCGCAUUAGAGUGCCCUGUUGUGGCUACACAGGUGGAAGCCUCUCCCUUAGCCCUCAUCUCAACCACUGAAGAGGCCCAGGUUCAAACAGCAGAGGCGAAGGCACAAGAGGUAGUGCAGGUAGUUGAGGAGGAGCUUGUGUGGACAACACAGAGGACCCAUGAGCUUGUGGAGGAGGCAGAAGAGAGGGUUGGGGCGGUGGUCAAUAUUGAAAGUGAGAGCACAGACUCCCAGGUCCAACCAGAGGUGUGCAGUGCACCUGAGCCAGCAGUAGGGGGCACCACUGAAGAUCCCUGCAGAGAGGAAUCACCAUCAACUGUAGAGGGGGAUUCAGAUGUAAUUGACCUAGUAGAGGCACAGCCAGAGAAACAGCACAAACACCCUCAACAUGCUGAAGAGCUGAGUGAACCACAUCUAGAGGCCUUGGGGACUGGUGACCAGAAGGAAACUGAACAAGACAACCAGCAGGAGAAUGACCCAGAGGUUCAGGAAGAGGUUCAGAUGGAAGAUCACCCAGAGGUUCAGGAAGAGGUUCAGAUGGAGGAAUCGGCCAGAGAUGAAGAGCAUGUCACAGAGGAGCAGAGUUCAGCUCCAGAGAUGAACGGCCAUCCAAACGGACAUCUAGAAAAUGCUGGACAAGAACCUGGUAUGGUAGAACCGGAGACUGAAACAGUUCAGUGUCCAGAAGAACAAGCUGAAGAAGGCACAGAGGUCUCCAAGGACGGUGAGGUUGGUGAAGUAUCUGCUGAGGGGGCAGAAGAUCGUUCCACUGUACAAUCAUAUGAAGAAGAAAAGCCUGCUGGUUCUCCAGCCCAGCAAGAAGUAAUGUCAUCUGUCAGCGUUAACAAUGAAGUCAAGUUAAUCCAGUGCUCCGACAGGGCAGGGGACGCACCUAUAGAGGAAGUGUCGGAAGCUGUUGUGGUUGAAGAAGUAUUGCAUGUGCAAACGAUCACUGAAGAUUCAUCGCAGGAUCUGUCCGCAGAUGCAGAAGAGACCCUAGAGCAAGCGCAGAGUACGGAGUCGGAGGAGAACAGUGCUGAAGAGGUGGCCGGCACCAUAGCCAUGGAGGACUUGGCUGUCCCAACCAUAGAAGAAAAGGAGCAAGCCAGAGAGGAACAUGAAGUGAUUCGAGAGGAGAUACAGGAAGUGAACGAGGACAAACAGGAAGUAGAGCCUCACAAUGAGAAUGCAGAGGAGGUGAAGGCAGUAGCAGAGAAAGAGGAGGAGGAGGAGAAGAAAAAUGAGGAGGAUCCAGCCACCACAGAGGUCCCAGUCGUCCACACAGAGACCAAGACCAUUACGUAUGAGUCGGCGGAGGGAGACACAGACACCGAUGCUGACCCCGGUGUGCUGAUGAGCGCACAGACGAUCACCUCGGAAACAACCAGCACUACGAUGACCACACACAUCACAAAGACAGUAAAGGGCGGCAUCUCCGAGACCAGGAUUGAGAAGCGUAUCGUCAUCAGCGGAGACACCGACAUCGAUCACGACCAGGCUCUUGCUCAGGCCAUCAAAGAGGCGAAGGAGCAGCACCCGGACAUGGCAGUCACAAAGGUAGUGGUGCACAAGGAGACGGAGAUCUCCUCGUCCGAGGAGGUGGCCCACUGACCCCAGGAGGAUUAAGAUCUCAUCCAUCAGAUGGUGAUGUCCUUUUGCCCCCCCUCCACCCCCCCAUGAACCAGCAGACAAACCCCAUACACAAACCUAUUCUUUGACCUCCAGUCCAGUGCCAUGGCAACGUAGCACUCCAAUGAACGUUGUGGGUAUGACAGCCAGCCAAUCAUCUAUCUGACCAGUGAGCCAAUCACCA
Messenger RNA from Alosa sapidissima (American shad), 6229 nucleotides. RefSeq names its product band 4.1-like protein 3. Bases 286 to 6027 code for a protein of 1913 amino acids. Gene Ontology annotation, cellular component: cytoskeleton; plasma membrane. Gene Ontology annotation, molecular function: actin binding; structural molecule activity. The transcript has 25 exons. The record is from RefSeq and is a predicted model, not a curated record. NCBI's taxonomy places the organism in Eukaryota, Metazoa, Chordata, Actinopteri, Clupeiformes, Clupeidae. Gene Ontology annotation, biological process: cortical actin cytoskeleton organization.